AUGCUCACUCCAGGAUAUCAACAUCCGCAACAGCAUCAACAAUCGCACACCACCAAUUGCGCACCCGGCAUUCCUACCUCAUCUUCAACCGUUUUACCAUCAUUUAAUGUUACAAGCCACCUACCGAUCGGACCCACUCAGCUUCCAAAUAUCCCGGAGAAAGAAGUUGGAAAUACGAUAGUUCCUGGAAAUGGUUAUAAUCCGGGAGGUUAUUACCAGUCCAUGGUACCAUCACAAUCCACUUUUGGCCAGCAGCUAUUUAUCAAAAAUGAAAAUGGUUAUGGAUCACGUGGAGCUACCACUUUCGGAUCUGAUAUGUAUUUUGCCCCUGAGGCACCACUUAUGCAAAAUUCUUGUUUAUUCAGUUCUACAUCAGCAUCAACUGCAACCGAUUACUCGUAUAAUCUUAUUAAGCCGGAUCCUGAAACAUUUUUCGGUCAUGCAUGCUCAUCACAUCCGUUUGUUCGGCCUCAUUAUCCUCAUUUUCCGUUUGCCAUGCAACCGAUGACAUCCAAUGCCACCACUGGCUCCAACUACCUCCAGAAUCCAAUUCAAUGCCAGUGGAUUGAAGUUGGUAUUAAAAUCAAAAAAUGA
Acanthocheilonema viteae is the source of this 594-nucleotide messenger RNA. The record is from the annotation of a GenBank genome assembly. Lineage: Eukaryota; Metazoa; Nematoda; Chromadorea; Rhabditida; Onchocercidae.